GUUGGGCUAGCUGCGCGUGCGCGGUUUUAAUACUCCUCCCCAAACUGCCAACACUUCGCGCAAGCGAGGUAGCUUCGCGGUCCCUGGGUUUACGCGUGCGCACUAACUGGCCUGGCCCGGACGACCAGAGGCCUGCGCAGUGUGUACUUCACUGACAGCCCCCCGGGUGAGGCGCGGGCCACUCAUGGCGGAACCUUGGUCUGGGCAGUCAUUGCAGGCUUUGCCGGCCACAGUGCUGGGCGCGCUGGGUGCCCUGGGUAGCGAGUUCCUGCGGGAGUGGGAGGCACAGGACAUGCGCGUGACCCUCUUCAAGCUGCUGCUGCUGUGGUUGGUAUUAAGUCUCCUGGGCAUCCAGCUGGCGUGGGGGUUCUACGGGAGCACUGUGACCGGGCUGUAUCACCGCCCAGAUCCCCACCCCCAGCCUGCUGCAGCUCUGGAUGUGUUCCCGCCCCCAGGUCUGGGCAACCAGAACGGAUCCACAUCUGAUGGCUCCACGCAUUUCCCUUCUUGGGAAACAGGAGCAAACGAACCUCUCAAAACCCACAGAGAAUAAGGGAAGGCAACAGAGGGGCCUCCAGGGACAUCACCGGGUCUGCUGGCUCCCACACUGGGUUCUGUUGCUGCUCAGACCCCACAGACAACUGCAGGGGGGAGGAGGUUGGGGGCAGGGAGUACCACAGUGCUUGGAGGGCUGGGCCUCCAUUGCCCUUGGCCUUGCCUCCAGCAGCCCCAGGCAUUGGGCCAGUAAAGAAUUUGUCUCUACCCUGAUCUAGGUGCCUUAAGGAGAGAACGCAUGCUUCUCCUCUCUCAGGGGUCAGCUCAGGAGAAGCCUCUGAGUUUGGGAGGCCAACAGUCCAUUUUCUGUCUUGGCUUUUUCCUGUCCUUCCCAUCCCCCUGAGAUGUGACCCCAUAGAAAUUUGUCCUUCUGAGAGGAAACCUGAGGUUGACCAGCUCUGGGAUUUGUAAGGGAAGUCUGUCUUCUAAGCCCUGAGUUUCCUGAAUUUCUUUGGUUUUGCCUUGUUGGCAGGGAGCAAGGGACUCCUGGCCUGGACACAGCCUUGUACUCUGUGGUUACCUAGCUAACCAUUCAAGUAUAAGGGAGGGGGUAGCUGACACCAUCCAGACAUGGAGGCACCAAACACCCACCUCCCUGGCCCAUCCAGAGCUCUCCAGGUGUGAGCCAGGCUAUGGAAAUUGUCUUUUCCUGAGCAUUGUACUCAUAUUCCUCUCAAUUCUUGGAGGGAAGUUAGGUACCUGAAAGAGGCUGAGCCCCAGGGGGGAACUCCCACCCCCCCUGCCUAAGUGUCCAUGGGGUUGUGGGUCUGUACCCUGCCCCCUCACAGAGAGGUACUAAGCAGUUAGUGCAGAGUGGCCCCACUGUGCCCUGCAGCCUCAUCACUUCCUAUCUUGACCUGUAACCACAGGAGCUUCAUCCUAAGAGCCCACAGGCUCAGCUCCUCCCCACUAUCACCAUUUCAGCCCCCAAGAACCUCAACAGAGAAGAGCCACAGGCUAGGCAGGCCUGCCAUGUCCACAGUGGGCUAGGGAGCUUCCAAAUGUGCGGGUGGCAAACACCAAUUCCUGAAAGUAGUGUGGCUCUGCCUCUUUUCCUGAUGGCUGUACUUCUGCCUACUUCUGCUGGGCCACCAGCUACCUCAGUGUCCCACUGCCUGCUUCCUUCCAUUAGAUGUCACAUCUGGCAGCCUUUGCCUAAGCCAUCUUCGGCAGCAGAGGUGCACUGGAAGUAGGACUACACUGAGCUCAUGCACAUGUGCCUACUCUGGUGAUAUCUUCUGGCUGAUAGGAUGAUGGUUUUGCAGCCCCAGGCCUACCCACUGACACACCACACACAGAAUCAGGGUCUCACAUUUCACCCUAGGCUUAACUGAUGAUGUGGCUUAUUAAACAUGGAAGUGCA
This is a messenger RNA of Equus caballus (horse), 1918 nucleotides long. It is a transcript of the gene TCTA, whose product is annotated as T cell leukemia translocation altered. The record is from RefSeq and is a predicted model, not a curated record. Gene Ontology annotation, biological process: osteoclast fusion. NCBI's taxonomy places the organism in Eukaryota, Metazoa, Chordata, Mammalia, Perissodactyla, Equidae.